Molecule: messenger RNA, 1692 nt
Organism: Manihot esculenta (cassava)
Lineage: Eukaryota; Viridiplantae; Streptophyta; Magnoliopsida; Malpighiales; Euphorbiaceae
Product: mediator of RNA polymerase II transcription subunit 19a
Exons: 7
Coding region: 509-1171 (220 amino acids)
Biological process (GO): positive regulation of transcription by RNA polymerase II
Cellular component (GO): mediator complex
Molecular function (GO): transcription factor binding; transcription coregulator activity
Source: RefSeq, a predicted model, not a curated record
AACAUAAUAAAAUAAUAAUAAUGAGCUAAGGCAAGCAACAGAGGACGAAUCCCAAAGUCCAGAAACAAACUUAGUCCUCUCCUCAUUCGCUCUUCCCCCCUUCUCAAACCCUAGUGCAACAAUUCUUCUUUUUGUUUUUCUAAUCCACCAUUCAAAUUCAACCACUUCUCCACUCUCCUUCAAUCUCUCACUCUUUACUCUUCUGUCAAUUCCAUCUAUUUUUCACCUCAACAAUCUCACUUCAUGAAUCCAACAUUGUAUCAUUUCAAUUCAUUGCUCGAUUUUUCUGUUUCUCGUCUCCAACUUAGCGAUUCGAAGCUUUUUUCGCUGCUUGAUUGAAUUUGUGGGUUGUGUAGAGUGUAGAGUUGUGGAGAAGAGGAAGAAAGAAAAAAAAAAAAAAGGAGAUUUGGGAUUUAAUUUACCAGUUUGCCCCCUUGAUCUUUCAAGAAGAAGAAUUCUGGUAUCCAUGUCAAAGUUAGUGGUUCACCUUCGCAUGAAACAUUGAUUCAUGGAUCCUGAAACCAAGAAGUUUGAAAGAGGACCAAGAGAGCUGACUGGUGCUGUUGAUCUUAUAAGUCAUUACAAGUUGUUGCCUCACCAUGAUUUCUUCUGCAAGAGAUCGCUUCCUUUGUCAAUUUCUGACACACAUUAUCUUCACAAUGUGGUGGGAGACGCCGAAAUCAGAAAAGGGGAAGGCAUGCAAUUGGAUCAGCUUAUGCAGAAUAAUUCCUAUUCCAGAGAUAGCAAUACACGCAUACAACCAUUUGACCUGGAUGUGCUCAGAGAGGCCUUCCUAUUUAAGGAAACCACUCCUAUAGAAUUGCCUCCUUCAGAGAAGGGGACUCCUACCAUUGCAGCGAAAUCAAAAAGCGAUUCCAAAGACAAGGAGAGGAAGCAUAAAAAGCACAAAGAUAAAGAUAAGGAGAAGGAUAAAGAGCAUAAGAAGCACAAACACCGUCAUAAAGAUAAAGAUCGAAGUAAAGAUAAAGACAAGGAGAAGAAGGAUAGAAGUGGACAUCAUGAUUCCGGUGGUGAUCACUCUAAGAAACACCAUGAAAAGAAAAGAAAGCAUGAUGGAGAUGAAGACAUUAAUGAUGUUCACAAGCACAAAAAAAGUAAGCACAAAAGCUCAAAAAUUGAUGAGAUUGGUGCCAUAAGGGUAGCUGGCUGAAGUAAUUGACAUAAUAGUGUCCAUUUGUUCUUUGAGUGGUUGUAGUUGAGAGUUUGAAAAGGAGUUUCACUUAAAGUAGUCAAAUUGUUUGAGAGUAGGUUCUGAACUGACCCAAAAAUGUGAAGAUGGUGAAUUCACCUGAUACAGGAAAAUUUGGACGGAGGGUAAAAAUCGCUGAAAAUGAACUUUGUAUCAUAACAAUUAUAUAGUUAGGUUGAACUUUAAUGCUUCCAUUUUCUUCUCAGUUUUUAUAAUGUCUUGGAUAUUUUAGUAUAUACACAUUAUUGUAAUCAUUUGUCCUUUUUAGAGUAGUGGUGGUCUCAAAGCCUAGUCCCCAUAAUUAGUUUCAAGUAGAGUCUUCCUAGUCCCACAAUUAGUUUGAAGUAGAAUCUUUAGUAUUGAAUUGUAGGAAGAUCAGGUUUGAGAAAUAGGAUUUUGUAAAUUAAUUCCUUUCUGAACUCAUUCUUGUGCCAAUGACCAGCAUAAAUUAGUCCUAAAAAGGGCCGCAGUUUUUGUUUUCA